Molecule: messenger RNA, 2573 nt
Organism: Ogataea polymorpha
Lineage: Eukaryota; Fungi; Ascomycota; Pichiomycetes; Pichiales; Pichiaceae
Exons: 1
Coding region: 18-1379 (453 amino acids)
Biological process (GO): DNA damage response
Cellular component (GO): cytoplasm; nucleus
Molecular function (GO): phosphatase activity
Source: RefSeq, a predicted model, not a curated record
GCAACUUUUUUCACUAUAUGACCAUUCCACCUCCAUAUUAUAAUAGUGAUCCACAUUCGUUUGGCUUUUCGACAGCCAGGUCAAGAUGGCCAAAAAUUCUUCACACAGCAAUCGAUGACACGGCUUCUGAGAUCUCGAAUAGAGAAGAUAUUGAUGCGAAAGCGGAAGGAGCUCAAAUUAUUGAGGAAAUCAAUCAAUUGAUUGAGGAAUUACUAACCAAUUCACGUCUCACGCCUUUUUCGGACCUUUCCAUUCCAGGAUUGAGAUCCUAUAAUGAAACUUUGUCAAAAAUUGGAGAGGUGACGUGGUUGACUGGUCCUUGGUUAUUCUGUGAGUGUUACCUGUACAGACGUCUGGAUACAAUUUUCAAGAAUAAGUCAAAGUGGCAACAUUUUGAUGUGUUUGAAAGGCUCAAGAGAGAAACAUUUAAGUCGUCGGCGUUGGGAAUAUACGAGCUUGCAAUUACAUAUAAGCAGUUAAACAGCCAAAUUCAAGUAAAAAAAGAUGAUGAGAUGGAUUUGGAGAGCUUGCAAUUGUUAUUUGAAGAAUUUGUUGAUAUUUCAUUGUGGGGUAAUGCUACCGACUUAUCUUUGCUAGCAAACGCAUCUCUAGAUGAUAUCAAAUCCGUUCAAGGCAAAGAGGCACGAGCAAAAUCGUCACAAAAUAUAUUGUGCAACGAUCUGCCCCAGGCUUGGGACCGUCUUCUUUCUUUACCAUUGGCAAAAAGGCGAAUUGAUUUUGUUUUGGAUAAUGCAGGAUUUGAGUUAUUCACAGACUUGAUGCUCAGCUUGCUGUUGCUGGAUACGAAACUCAUCGAAAAAGUGGUUCUGCACUGUAAGUGUAGACCAUGGAUGGUGAGCGAUACUAUGAAAAAGGAUUAUCACAUUUUGAUCAACGAUCUCAAAGAUCCUUCUAUUUUUGGUCAAAACAGAAUCGAAAUCGAUUUCCUGGUCUCAAAGAUCGAAAGUUAUAGAAUUCAAGGGAAGAUAGAAUUGCAAGAGUCGGAAUUUUGGACAGUGGAUCUUGAUUACUGGAAUUUGAGCCCUUCUGAGACCAAAUUUGGGGGGGCUGAGCUGUACAAGUAUUUUCAGAAUUCCUGUUUAGUGAUCGUUAAAGGUGACCUAAACUACAGAAAAUUGACCGGAGACAGGCAUUGGCCAAGAGAUACUCCAUUCACCACAGCAAUCAAUACACUGGCAAGUUCAAAAAUCCAUAUCCUUGCAUUGAGAACGUGUAAGGCAGACGUAUGUGCAGGUUUGUCGCCAGGAAAAGACGAAGAACUCUGUCAGUACUGGAAAAGUCUAGGAAACGAAUACGGGGAAUUGUGGUGCUCGAGUGGAAAAUGGGCGGUCAUAUCAUACAGUGAUGGUGAAAAGUGAAUUUGGUAGCCCAUGAGCCAGUGAUGGCUAUUUAUCACUUUUGAUUAUUGGUCGGUAGAGGCAAUGGGGCUGGAAACGGCAUAAAUGGCAUCAUAGUAGGUACCAUUGUAGCUAAGUGUUGCCGCUUGUUCGGCUCUUCUUCCCUUUCAUUUUUUCUCUUAUGUUGUUCCACAAACAAAUCUACCUUUCGCUGUAAUGCCUCGUCGACUUCAAGAGAAUCAAGAUAAAUGUCCUCUUGACCACAAUUCGGACACUUGAAAUCUGACUCCAAAAGUAGAUCUUCAAUGUAAGGUCUUGAAUACAGUUGUUUGCAACAUUUAGUUCUCACAGGAGUUUUCCAAAGCUUACCUGAAUGAGGAUCCCUUAGUUCAGGAUCUUCAAUCGGGAAAUCGUCUUCCUCUUGCUUAGAUUGCUGAAUGGUCUGAUAUCUUUGCCACGCUUUUUUAUCAGCAACUGCCACCACGUAUUUUCCCUCUUCAUUCACCAUGAAGUUCUGAUUAGGUUCGUUGACGAUGUCAGUCGGAUUAUCAACAGUGCGUAAAUACGAUUUUGGUAUUCCAGUCGUUUUUUUGAUCCUGAUGCCAUCCCAAUUGGGAUCAUUAUUCUUUGGACAGUUUCUAAUAUGAUGUUUCCCUUUCUCGCCGCAUUUAUAGCAAAUGUAAUAUUCAGGAAUGUUUUCAUCAAGUUUCAAAUUUUGUCUAUUACUUUCCACUCUUUGUGCAGUGGCCAUGAGAGCCUGUUGUUGAUUCCACUGGUCGUCCUGCUGAUUGAACAUCUGACGAAUUCUCUCCUCUUCAUUAGUAGGUAUGACCGGUGCUGAAUCUGUCGUUGAGACUGGAAUCGGAGCUUGAAAUUUUGCAAUCCUUGGCUUUCCUGCCAUAUAUCGCAAAACGUUUCCUCUUCCUUUCUUGCCACCUGAAGUUCUUCUUACUAGCACUGUUGAUGCUCGUUGUAUGACUUCAUUAUCAUCGUCGUACUCCUUAUCUGGAUCUUCAACAUGAUAUAAUAAAAUAUCUGUGUCCGUGGAAUUAAUCAGCUUAUUGGCAUAAAUAAUUUCUCGUUUGAGUUCGAAUACCGUAAGCCCAGUACCAUCAAACUUGAUGGUCGAAAUCAAGUCAUCGCGUUGCGAUCUGAACUUAUAGUAUAUGACAGCCAUAUAAAAGAAACUUCACAAGUUCCGCCACUAACUUCGCA